Messenger RNA from Synchiropus splendidus (mandarinfish), 3864 nucleotides. Its product is annotated as high affinity cGMP-specific 3',5'-cyclic phosphodiesterase 9A-like. The transcript has 15 exons. NCBI's taxonomy places the organism in Eukaryota, Metazoa, Chordata, Actinopteri, Syngnathiformes, Callionymidae. Gene Ontology annotation, biological process: cGMP catabolic process. The coding region runs from base 1091 to 2716 and encodes 541 amino acids. The record is from RefSeq and is a predicted model, not a curated record. Gene Ontology annotation, molecular function: 3',5'-cyclic-GMP phosphodiesterase activity.
AGCUGGCCACGGCGUCCACUGUCCGAUCCAACAUGGUCUGGUCCUUUUCCAGAUCCGGGGUACGCUCCUGGUCCAGAAUGAGCUCCGUGAUCUCCUGACCCACCUGGAGCCUCUUCCCCAUGUCCUUCUGCAUCACCUGCUCCAGCAAAUAUUCCACACCCACGACCGCCACCUCCUCUUCCAUGGCUGUAGGUGUAUAGGUCAGUGGAGUUUUAGAGUCCGGUUCGGUCCACAGCAGGCGUAUUUCUUUUUCCAGGGAAGCCGCUACUAUGGCUAACUAGCUCAUUAGCCCACACAGGAGGGCGAUUUCAUCAUUUUCUGCAACAAUAAAAAGAAUUAGGUGAAAUAACUCCACACUAAAUUAGACUCUGAAGAUACGUGGAUACAAUAAAGGGUGUGUUUCCCAUAUGUGUGUGCAACUUCCAGCCAUUGUUUUUAGCAUCGCCGCUACAUUGUGCAUGACCCGCUAACUAGAGCAGUUAGCUUCCCCGCUGGACUUGACAUCGCUAACCUCAAAAAUCUUGCGCUAGGCCACAUGUGUUCAAUCGAUAAGGAAUAGCCCUUCGUUAGAGUCGAGCUUUUUGUUACCGUUCUGUUUUCGAUCGACUCGGUCGUUUGUUCCCUAAAUCUAGUCGUCCAUUCACCCGCCGAGUUGCUUCUGGAAAGAGUCAAAAGUGGCGUUGCCGCUUUAGACAGCAAACCGCAUCAUUUCCAUUCCUGUUACAACGUCCAUUUCCAGGCGCCGCUACGUUCUAACCGACUUCUCCAACAUCGACAGUUCACAUCGACAAUCGAAUUCACGUUGAUUUAAGUUUAAAAGUUAUAAAUAUCGUUAACGAAGAGGAGCUGUGGUGAAAUUAAAGAAUGUCCUCCUACAGCCGCCGUAGAGGAUGCGGCGAAGGGAGAGGCAGAACUGCGGCUCAUGCUGGUGCUACUGAGGCCUGUGCAGACACGGAGGAACUACGACGUCUGCUGGCUGUUGUGAGGCCGUGCAACAACACUGCAGGAAAAUAGGACAACGCUAACUGUUUGUGUCUGUGGUCCUGAAACGACUUGCCGAUGAAGAAGAAAGUGAUCCAUUUCAUGGUUCAUGGUCACCUGGAGAGAGCAGAGUUCAGCGACGACUGCUCAGCUGCGGAAGUCAAAGGUGCCUUGGCUCGAGCGCCGGGUGCUGCUGACAGGUUGUUCAGCUGAAGCGAUGUCAUCUGCACAUGAGCAAGUGUUCUGUGUGUGUGUGUGCCAUCCUUCGUGUUCACAUUAUGAAGUUGUUAUCAAUCUGUCUGAUGUUUUUAUGAUUGAGUGGUGGAUUAAUGAUCAUUGUUAUGAGUCAGACCUCUUCAGAGCAGCAGCAGAAGCAGAGCCUCAUCACAUCUUGAAAAUGUUCAAACCAAAUGGCAGCAUUGUGAAAAUCUCUCCACUACUAGACAACAACACUCCAGAGUCAUAUUACAGAUUGGAGGUGGUGGCCACGGACCUGACCUCUGUUUCCAUACCGGCAGAAUUGGAUGACAUGGAGCUACGACUUCAGCACCUGGAGAACAAACUCAUGGAGGAUGCUGAGAAGACUCCUGGGGUGAUGUGUGAGAUCCAGGCACAGGUGGAGAAGUUCAAGAGAAAACUGGAGAGUGUGGAACAUCUGAGUUGGCUGGGUUUGUUUCGCGAUGAAGUGGAUCAGCAGAGGCUCCAACAAAAAACAUCUCGUUUGAGUGAACAUGAGGAACGCAGCUUGGUCUACAAAAAGUUCAUUCACAUGAGCUCCCUGCAGGUGACUGAAGAAGUAAGAGAUCAUUUGAAGACCCCAGUUUUCGAUAACUGGCAGUGGGAGGAGUCCGAGAUGCUGGUGCUUCUGCAGGUGAUGUUCACUGACCUGGACUUCCUGACAGCCUUCCACAUCGAGCUGAGUGUUCUGCAGAACUUCCUGUUUGAGGUGUUCUGUCACUACAACAGCAUCCCCUUCCACAACUUCCAGCAUUGCUUCUGUGUCACACAGAUGAUGUACGGACUCAUCUGGUUGACUGAUCUCAGAAACAAGUUAGGGCCCAUGGACUUGUUGAUCAUGGUGACUGCUGCCCUGUGCCACGACCUCGAUCAUCCAGGCUACAACAACGUCUACCAGAUCAAUGCUCAGACUGACCUUGCUCUCCGAUACAACGACAUCUCACCACUGGAAAACCAUCACUGUGCUGUUGCCUUUGGAAUCCUCUCCAAGCCGGAGUGCAACAUCUUAAAGAAUCUCAGCAACAAUCAGUACAAACACUUCAGAGGCGGAAUGAUCAAGUGUAUCCUGGCCACAGACAUGGCACGACAUAAUGAAAUUCUCAACAAGUUCAAAGUCAUCCUGCCAGUGUUCGACUUCAACAACAAGGACCACAAGGAAGUGCUGAUGAAGAUCAUGGUGAAAGUCAGUGACAUUUCGAACGAGGCGCGGCCCAUGGCAGUGGCAGAGCCCUGGCUUGACUGUCUGCUACAGGAGUUCUUCAACCAGAGCGACUCAGAGAAAAGCAGAGGCCUCCCUGUGACUCCUUUCAUGGACCGAGAUACAGUCUCCAAACCCUCAUCUCAAACUAACUUCAUCAGAUUUGUUCUUAUACCGCUUUUCAGUGAGCUCACCAACUUGUUCCCCUGUCUGGAGCAACACAUCCUGGAACCAGUCCGCCGAGCUCUGGAUUAUUAUGCUGGAUUGGAGGGAGCUGGAGGAAAGGACAAGACACCUUGACAACUUGGAGAAGCUUUUCGGCUGAGCCAGAUGAAUACUUGACAGCUUUUUCUUUAGGCAGAAUGACCCUGCUGAUAGGACUGCUGCUAGUUAUCUUACUUUCACAUGAAAGAGCACUAAUUUCCUGUGGUUUAAUUUCACAAAAAAAAAAAAUAUCAACACUGUCUUGUUUGUGACAUUUAACACAAAAGUGUGUAGAUAGAAAAUUCACAAUUAAAUGUAUAUUUAUUUAUUCACAUUGAAUGAUUUUUAAAAGGAAAAAUGCCAGUCUCAGUGUAAGGAAAAAAACAAAACAAACCCACAAAAGGGAUACCUGACACAGAACCAUUUAAAUACAUUCAAAAUAUUCCACAAUAAUAAACACGUUUAUUUACAUGAUAAUAAAUAAACUUCAUAAAUUAGUCAAAUGUAGUGUUAAAUUCAGUCCUUCACUAGAAGCCAUUGCCACUGAUUGUUUCUCUUUCUAAAUGUUGACGGUUCAUGUCCUGUCCUUCACAUCAUGAGCUGUUAUUCUACUGAGUGUGAUGAAAGUCAGCACGGCCACUUUCAUUCACUUGGAUAACAUAGCAGCAAACUAAAUUAGUAAAAUCAUUGUGUUGGAAGAGGCAGGUGAUAGAAAUGAGGGUUCCAGUUAAGAUAGACACAGUUUGUUGUUAGUAGUGUGGCACAGAGAACGUCUUGACACCAUUACAGGCGAGAUCAGUGACUGCAGUAGGCGGGGCUUGACACUGGACCAGCUGCAUUAUCAGGACGUUGGUUCAGCAUGAGAGGCUGGAGUCUGAGUGUGGUGAUCUGGACUAGUUAAACAUGAUGGAUUCAGGGUCCUGGUUCAUCAUCUGGGCCAUGUGACGAAGCACGUCCUUCUUUGUGAUAAUGCCCAGUAGACGUCUGACAGGAACAGAAAUGUGGGUUAGAUUUUAACCUUCAAUUUCAUGUCAAUGCAAAUCAUCUCUCACCCGCUGCGUGUCACUAGACACUGGCGUAAGCCCAAUUUACGGAAAAUAUCCACAACAGUCUCCAUGGGUGUGUGGUCAGUGACGGUGAAGGGGCUCAGGUUGAGGAUGCGGCGCAGCUUCAGGGGCUGUGGGUCAGUGGGUGGCAGCUGUGGUGCAUCCUCUGUAAAGUAAACUACCGAGCUGCUGACCACG